GGCGGCUGGGCGGACGGGGCGGACGGGAGGCGCCCGGUUGGCGGAGAGCUUCUGCCGGACUGGGCGGGGGUCCCUCGGGGGUCUUGGGAGGAGCCGCCCCGGGGAAGCCGCGGGGAGCCUGGCGGGGGUCUGCCAGCCGGGGUGCCGCCUGCACCCCCGGGACCCGCCCAGGAGCUCCGUCCGUCCGUCGGGCCGAGCGCGGCGCAGCGCAGAAGGGGAGCCGGAGCUCCCCGGGGGCUGCGCGGGUCUCCCCGAGCGCCUCCCGCCUGGCUGCGGACCACGGACGCUUCCCGGGGCUGGGCGGAGCGGCGGCCGGACCGCUUGGGCAAGAGGAGCCGGUGGGGGGGGGCGCGGAGGUGCGGAGCGUCCGUCUCCUCUGGGAAUCCGGGCAGCUUCACCUUUGCGUCGCGGGGAAGAAAAAGCCCUGAAUGCGAGGCUUUCCUGGCUUUGAUGUGGGACUCCUGGGAAGCGCCGGGAAGGGCCCCGCUUUGAUGUGGGGCCCCUUCUGUGUCUGCGGAAGCCAGGCGGGUGGAGGGAGUGGGGGCCACCAGGAGAUCAAAGGCCAGCUGGGAGCGGAGUUGGUUGCUGCUCACUUAGGAGGGCUUCCCAGCCCCUCCCAUCCAGCCCCCCCCAUCUCCCUCGGAGGAGCCUCCAAAGGGGGGGAGCCCAGGGGGGGAGAGAGGGGAGGGGGCUAACAACAGGUAGCCCUCCCCUUACAAAACCACCAUGGGAGCCAAAGUUUCCUUUUACCCUCACAGUUGAAUCACAUGACAAUCACCAAUUGACUUUGUGGGGGGAAAGGUCCCCAGGGAGAAUCUCAUGACACCUCCCCUCUCCCCCCACUGCAACCGUCCUAAGGGCCUUCCGGUUGCCAAGCAUCUGAGUUGUGGCAGGGGGGGGGGGCUGCUGCAGCGGUCGUCAGUGUGAGGACCGGCCCACUCUCUUCGCUAACUUUGAGCCAACCCCCCCCCAGUUCCUUUGGAGGGAGGCCGUUUCCUCCCCCCUCUUACUCACUCGGUAACCCAUGAUUAUUUGGAAGGGUGACAAUGACGCCUCUGGGGGGGAAGGAAGGUGAGGCUCCUGCGUGUGACCCCUGACUCCUCGCCUGGUGCCCGGGCUUAGCAGCCCCAGAGGCGCUCAGCGGCUGCUGGGGGGGCUGCCCUGGGACGGGUCCCUCUGCGGCGGAUGCGUGAGUCAGUGUGCGAGUGCUUGGCGCAUGGGGCGGCCCUUGCCCAGCCUCCCGUGCCAGCCCGUCUCGUGCCAGCCUGCCCAGGGCUGUGCGUGGAGGUCUUCCGGCGGUUCCUUUGAGGUGGGGAGGGCUGCGUUCCUCUGACGGCGGGGCACCCCUCGGCAUCAGGAGCUUGUUUUGGCCCCGGCCGCUUGGGCGCGGUGGGGCGAAGGAGUUCCCAGCUCCCGAAAGAGCUGACGGGGCAGAGCCGCCCUGUCGGUGGUGGCGGUGAGUGCGUCUCCUCCCCCGCCCUGCACUUGGCUGCCUGGCAGAGCCCACAAAGGUGCCACCGGGGAGAUUUCUAGGGCCCACUCCGGAGGAAAGAUGGUGAAGGAAACCGGCUACUACGACCUGCUGGGUGUCAAGCCCUGUGCCACCAUGGACGAGAUCAAGCGGGCGUACCGGCGCCUGGCACUCAGAUACCACCCGGACAAGAACCCCAGCGAGGGGGAGCGGUUCAAGCAGAUCUCGCAGGCGUACGAGGUCCUCUCGGACCCCAGCAAGAGGUCCGUCUACGACCGAGGAGGGGAGCGGGCCAUGAAGGAGGGCGGCGCAGCCGGGCGGGGCGGCUUUGGGCCCCCGAUGGACAUCUUUGACCUGUUCUUCGGAGGAGGGGGCCGCACGCAGGGCCCCCGGGUGGAGAGGAGAGGCAAGACGGCCGUCCACCUGCUGACUGUCACCCUGGAGGACCUCUACAACGGGGCCACCCGCAAGCUCUCCCUGCAGAAGAACGUCAUCUGCCGGAGCUGUGCGGGCCGUGGUGGCCGGGAGGGCCUGGACGUCCGAUGUCCCAAGUGCCACGGGACUGGCAUGGAGGUCAUUGUCCACCAGCUGGGGCCCAACAUGGUGCACCACAUCCAGGCCAUGUGCUCGCAGUGCCAGGGCCAAGGAGAAUGGGUGCGGCCCCUUGACCGGUGCCUGGCCUGUAACGGCCGGAAGGUCACUCGGGAGAAGAAGAUUCUCAACGUCCACCUGGACAAAGGCAUGGCCGACCGGCAGAAGAUCACUUUCCACCAGGAGGGGGACCAGGCCCCCGGAUUUGAGCCCGGAGACAUUGUGAUCGUGCUGGACCAGAAGCCGCACCCGGUCUUCCAGCGCAGCGGCAACGACCUCAUCGUCCGGCGGGAGGUGCCGCUGGUGGACGCCCUGUGUGGCUGCAAGCAGGUCAUCCGCACCCUGGACAACCGGAGGCUCCUGGUUUCUACGCGGCCCGGCUGCGUGAUCAAGCCGGGGGACAUCCGGUGCAUUCCGAACGAGGGCAUGCCCGUCUACCGCAGCCCCGGCCAAAAGGGGAGGCUGGUCAUCCACUUCGAGGUGAAAUUCCCGGAGCCCGGCUGGCUGCCCCUCCACCAGCUGCGCCAGUUCCAGUCCUUCUUCCCCCGGCACGAAGAGGUGAUGGCCACGGAGGACAUGGAGGAGGUGGAGCUGCGGGAGUAUUUCCCCCAGCCGGACUUCUCCGGCCGUCGCUUCCAGAGCGACAUCUUCCACGAAGGAGACUUCGAUGACCCCCUGCGCCACAACGUCCAGUGCCAGACCUCGUAGCCCGGCGGACGGAGCACCACCCCCUCGUGUGUGUGACCUUGCGGAAGGGGGGGGGGAAGCCCAGGAUGCCUUAAGAAGCACAAAAGCCGGUGGAUGUCCAGCCAGAGCGGUCAAGCCCCUCCUUUGGCCAAAGGUCUCCAACCCUCUGGAGGCCGGCUGCCUCUGAAAACCCCCCGUUUAGCUUAGGGAGUCGUAGCUGCCCAGAAGCCCCCCAGGAUCCCGGCCUAGAAAUCACCAUCAGAGCCUCAGCCGGACGUUUCCCCUCCUGUCCACCUGACAGCCAUGGACGAUAAGGCUGGUUCCUCUCUAGGACUCCAAGGGGAAAGAAAACGUUCAGGCAGCUUCCUUCGCACCCAGCGCUGGUCCUGACCUGGGUUUGCCCAUCUCCUAGGGGCCAGGAAUGCACCCACCCCCCAGCUGAUUUCUAGGCCAUUCCAAAGUCCAGCCAGGACGGGGGCCUUGCAGGCAAGCUGAGUGGCGGCUGACGGGUGGGGGGGGGAGCUGGACCUCGGCAUGUCCUGGGAGUCCCAGCAAGGGGGACCCCCCAGUGGGGGACCCCUUCGGCUGCUGGUGGGUGGAGUCAGUGGGCUCCCCUUAGCUUUGAAGUGCCUUCCCAGUUGUGCCUCCCCCCCCCCUUGCAUUCGGAAUCAGGGCCUUUUCCAGGUAGCGUAGUCGGUGUUAGGUGUUAGCGGUGAGGUGGAGGGGACUCCAGGCCUCGUGGGGUUGUCCAGGGUGGACCUGCCUGCUCUGAGCCCCCCCGUCCAGCCAAGCUUGGUGUCUGCUGAGGAACUUUGGGGUUCGUUACCCCCCCUUUUUGCUUUUCCUCUUUUUAUUUUUUUUCCCGCUCUUCUCUGCCUCCUGUCUGCAAAGGGACCGGAAGAAGCGCAGAGGCCUUGGAGGGUCUGCGGGACUCGGACGAAGGGGGUGGGGGGGGGACUCUGCAGAAGUUGAAUUUUGCUUCAAGGAAAACAAGGAGAU
Molecule: messenger RNA, 3748 nt
Organism: Thamnophis elegans (Western terrestrial garter snake)
Lineage: Eukaryota; Metazoa; Chordata; Lepidosauria; Squamata; Natricidae
Product: dnaJ homolog subfamily A member 1-like
Exons: 8
Coding region: 1553-2770 (405 amino acids)
Biological process (GO): protein refolding; response to heat
Cellular component (GO): cytosol; cytoplasm
Molecular function (GO): ATP binding; Hsp70 protein binding
Source: RefSeq, a predicted model, not a curated record